AUGGUCAGACUGUCACAUGACAUUAUUGAUUUAAUAGAUCAGCUCUUAGUCGCGAUCUUGGAACUGUUCGAUGGAGUGGCGAGACAUAUCGUCCAUCAGCUGCAAUGCUGCCUUCUUGGAGGCACAGGCUUGGAACUGUUUGAUGGAGUGGUGAGAGCAAUCGUCCAUCAGCUGCGAUGCUGCCUUCUUGGAGGCACAGACUUGGAACUGUUUGAUGGAGUGGCGAGAGCAAUCGUCCAUCAGCUGCGAUGCUGCCUUCUUGGAUGCACAGGCUUGGAACUGUUCGAUGGAGUGGCGAGAGCAAUUGUCCAUCAGCUGCGAUGCUGCCUUCUUGGAGGCACAGGCUUGGAACUGUUCGAUGGAGUGGCGAGAGCAAUCGUCCAUCAGCUGCGAUGCUGCCUUCUUGGAGGCACAGGCUUGGAACUGUUUGAUGGAGUGGUGAGAGCAAUCGUCCAUCAGCUGCGAUGCUGCCUUCUUGGAGGCACAGGCUUGGAACUGUUUGAUGGAGUGGUGAGAGCAAUCGUCCAUCAGCUGCGAUGCUGCCUUCUUGGAGGCACAGGCUUGGAACUGUUUGAUGGAGUGGCGAGAGCAAUCGUCCAUCAGCUGCGAUGCUGCCUUCUUGGAGGCACAGGCUUGGAACUGUUUGAUGGAGUGGCGAGAGCAAUCGUCCAUCAGCUGCGAUGCUGCCUUCUUGGAGGCACAGGCUUGGAACUCUUUGAUGGAGUGGCGAGAGCAAUCGUCCAUCAGCUGCGAUGCUUCCUUCUUGGAGGCACAGAUAUGGGUGGAGUCUGAUCAACAGGAUCAAACCAGGCAUCAUCGAGGGUGAAGAGACUCUCCACACCGAUUGCUGGACUGGACAAUGUUAUAGUCUUCCUCAGACGAAAAGACGCACAGCUCUUUCGCUCAGGAGACCUCCAAGACACAUCCACUAGAGUCAAUGUCAAGUGCUGAUCACCAUAUACUGGCUAGGUAGGAAGGCACAAUGCGAGCCCUUCUAUAAUGGACCUAACUUAAAACUCAAGGCCUUCGAAGGA
Molecule: messenger RNA, 1034 nt
Organism: Oncorhynchus masou masou (cherry salmon)
Lineage: Eukaryota; Metazoa; Chordata; Actinopteri; Salmoniformes; Salmonidae
Exons: 5
Coding region: 1-792 (263 amino acids)
Source: RefSeq, a predicted model, not a curated record